Sinocyclocheilus rhinocerous is the source of this 1134-nucleotide messenger RNA. Its product is annotated as neuralized-like protein 2. Gene Ontology annotation, molecular function: ubiquitin protein ligase activity. Gene Ontology annotation, biological process: intracellular signal transduction. NCBI's taxonomy places the organism in Eukaryota, Metazoa, Chordata, Actinopteri, Cypriniformes, Cyprinidae. The record is from RefSeq and is a predicted model, not a curated record.
CAAGCCACAAGGGUACCAUGGUAGAGGUAUCGUUUAAAAAGAUAAUGCUUUUAACAAGGACUAUCCCCAGAGAAGAGGACAGUAAACACUGAGGACAAUAUAAAUAUUUUGCUUGAGUGAGUGAGUUUUUAGUUUUUAUUCUUUGUCCAUUUGUUUUACAGGCUACAAAAAACAUUCAAGCUUGAGUUAUUACAAAGAUAUGUCUCUUAUUUUAUUGAACUUGUAGAAAACUGUCAAAAUGGCAGCGGUUUUGGGUCAGUUUAUGGAAUUCCAUUCAGUUCAUGGGACAAAUGUGAGACUGGACCCCUCGAGGACUCAAGCCACCCGAGUAGAAAGUUUUGCAAAUGGCGUCUGCUUCAGUAAAGACCCUUUAAGCCCUGGAGAGAUCUUCCUAGUGGAGAUCGAAGAGAAAGAACUGGGUUGGUGUGGUCAUUUAAGGAUUGGACUUACUGCCCACGACCCUCGAACACUGGAAACUGUGCCAGAAUACUCUCUGCCUGAUCUAGUGAAAAUGGGAGACAGCUGGGUAUUUGCAAUAACAAGAAAUCAUAAUAAAGUCAUUGAAGAAGAAGAAGUAGAAGGUGGUGAACAGCCAAAUGUUGGUGAUGAGGCAGAAAACAAGCCUAAAACAUUUUUCACAGACACUCACCUGUAUAUAGAAAACAUAGGCAUACCCAGAGACAAGUUGGUGGGACGCAGUCGACCCGGGAGAUUCAGUCACAUCCUGGACGACCUGUACAAAACCAACGCUCUACCCCCCACUGCCCGUCGCAGUCGGAUAGGGGUUGUCUAUGUACCUAAGGGACAAGGGUAUGCCGACAUGCACAUUAUCGUCAAUGGUGAAGACAUGGGAGCCUCUGCCAAGAGGAUCCCCACCAAUAAGCUGUUGUAUGCUAUUGUGGAUGUAUUUGCAGCUACUAAAAGUGUUCGGAUUGUCCAGGUGGAAUAUGGAUUUGCCUCACUGCAGACACUCUGCCAAAAGACAAUUCAGAAACACAUCAUUCACAGAAUGGCUUUGGACUGGUUGGAACUUCCGGAGUUACUUAAACACUAUUGCAAAUAUGAGUGAGCAUAACCUAUUAAACAUCUGAGCAGCAAAGAUCUUUAAGACUACUGUGGCUGUAAUAUUUUUUG